AUGGGUGCGGGCCCUUUUGUUUUUUACGCUGUUGUUCCAAAGCACUGUACCACUCCACUUCCACUCUCGUUACCCUCUUCUUUCUUUGAAGUUUCUCUGUUUAUCUUACUCCAAUACCACACCAACCCUUCUUCUCUUCUGCUUCCACUCCACUAAAGUUUUGGUUUUUCUACCCUCUCCAUUCUUCUUCCUCCUCUGGGUUUUCACUUGCUGGAUUUUCUUACUCUCUUUCAUUGACUUGACUUGGGAAUGGAUAACCAAGAUCAAGGAAGAACUAACGCUGCAGGGCACGAGAGUCACGGAGUUCAUUUGUGUCACAAAUGUGGAUGGCCCUUCCCGAAUCCGCAUCCGAGUGCCAAACACAGGCGUGCUCACAAGAAGAUCUGUGGAACCGUGGAAGGUUACAAACUUUCUCUCUCUGAGGGACAACCCCGUUUGAAUGGCUCAGAUGAUGAACAUGUUUCUGAUGAUGAUCACAAAUCACCAGGUGUGGUUGUGUCAGGUCCAAACUUGGAGACAGGCAACAAUAAGAAGGGCAAUGAAGGAAAUGGAGAAAAAAUAAUUAGAUCCGAAGAUGAGGUGUUUUCAGACGCAGUUGCAGAUUUUUCGGAUAGUGGAUCAAAUGCAGAAGUUAAAGAACGUUUGCAAGAUAGUUUGGAAUCUGGUGCUGAUGUUGAAAGGGUUGACAUAAAAGAACUAAAUUUUUCAGUGUCUUCCGAGGAGAAAGAUUUCAAUGCUGCAGAUGUGAGUCAAUUAAUUGGCAAGUCAACUAAUGACUGCCAGAUUCAAAAUCCAAAUAUUUUGCAAAAUGAAAGCGUUGAAGUGGGAAAAGCAGUGGAGUUUCAAGGUCAACCGUCUGGCCCUACUGUAGAUCCAUCAUCAAGUUCCAUUGCUGACUUGAGAACUGAAGAAUCAACUAUUGCAGUUGCAGAUAGUGAUGUUUUUUUUGGUUUGUCAGGUGACUCACUUCCCAGUGAUGCUGAAGCCAUGCCUGAUAUAGUGCCAGAAAGGAAUAUCUGUGCUAGUGAAGAUGUGACAAAUUGCAAUUUGAUAUCUGUUGCAAAGGAGAAUAAUUUGAAAGAAAAGGAUGAGAGUAAUUCCACCAGAGUUGUGGUUGAAAUUGUGGAAUUUCCUGAUUCUGAUAAAGUUAGUGGUGAAACAGGUGAAGGAGUGUCUAAAAUAGCAGUUAGUGAUGUAAGUUCCUUGGAUCAUCAAGUGGGUAAUGGAUCUGUUCAUCUGAAGGAAAAGAAUGGUGCUGAGAUUAGUUCCAACAGAGGCCUGACUGAAAUUGUGGAAUCAUCUGAUAAAGUUGUAGGUGAAACAAGUGAAGAAGUGUCUAAAAUAACAGUUAGUGACGUAGUUUCCUUAGAUAAUCAAGUGGAUGAUGGAGCUUUUAAUCUGAAGGAAAAGAAUGAUGCUGAGUUCCUUUCUUUGUUGCCCCCCAAUAACCUUCCUCUCGAGUUAAACUCGGUUGUAAUCGUGAAUGAUGCUCAGGGAGAGUCUGCAUAUGUGGUACAGACUGCCACAUCCAUUGAUGACAAGAUUUUGCAGGAAAAGGGAGAAGGAAAUGUUAAUGUUGAUCCACUUCCUACUAGCAAUGAUAGACCUGAUGAAGCACAUCCUCAGAGUGACUAUGGAAACUUUAAAGAUCAUGAGGGAGUGGUUUACUCAAAUCCUUUCCUACACUCAUCUGAGUCAUUAGCAUAUAAGGGAGAUGACUUAAAGGACACUGUUACUGAGGAAAAUAAAUUUUAUUUUAACACAAGCCAAUUGAGUGAAGAAAGUGACAUCUCUCCAGAUAUCGAUGUUAUGGUUAGAAGCACGAAGGUGGAUCUGGUCAACAGUGAACCUAUGCCUGAAGGAGUGCAUGCCAAAGAAUGCACUGAAGUUUCUCCAGUUAAUUUCACAGUUGAAAGUCAUCAAAGAUUGGAUGAAAUUGAUGCCUCAAUGAAUUCUAUGAAAACUGGGAUGAAUGAGAAUCAUAUGGUUCAAUUUUCUGAAGAGCAUGGACCUGAUGAUUCUUGUGAAAAUUCCCAACAGGUAAGUUUCCCAGAAGGUAGUUUAAUGGCCUCAUCUAAGGAGAGUCAGAUAGAUGAAUCAUUUCGGUCUGCAACCAGUGAAACAAAUAGUGUAAUUAACAUAGAAAGCACAAAUAAUCACGAGGAAAGUACUGAAAUAAAUGAUGUAGCAUUAGAUGGCAAGGUUGUUGGAGCUGACAUAGAAAAUGAUAUUGAAAUUAUAUUGAAAGAUCUUCAACCUGGUGACAUCUUGCAAUCAGAAGUAAAACAAUCAGAUGACUUAUUUAAGAGUGAUGCUGCUGGUGAAAUGGGUGAAAAUGAACAAUGUGAUGUGCCUGAUGCUCAAUGUAAGGAAUGGCCAAUUAUAGGUGAUACUUCAUUGCCUAAAUCUGCUACCAGUCAUUUUGAUAUCCCAGUUAUUUCAGAAGCUUCAGACAUUGUAGUUGAUGGACCUGCGAACAAGUCAAAUGGCACAGAGUGCAGAAAAAUAGAUCCACUAUCAGGUGCCCAGAAAGACAUAAAAGAAGAUGAAAUCAAUAUUAAUAUCAAACAAAAUGAAGAAUACAACAAAUCAGUUGAUACUUCUGCUCAUUCACACCAAGCCCAGAGUGCUGAACUAUUAGUGAAGGCUGCAGAAGACCUUGCUAGGAUGUAUACAUUUCCUUUAACUACUGAGCCUUCUGCUCAACAUGAUUCUGCUGUUGAAGAUAAUUCUGGUGGAGUGCCUGGCAGGAAAGUGUCUGGAAUUACCGCUGUGCCUGUUCAAGAUCAAACUGGUAAUAACUCGGGUAAACUUGGUUCAUCUAGAGUUGAUGCUUCAGUUGACUCUGGUAGCCGAUGUGAGAGUUUGGAAGGCAACUGGGGCUCUGUUUCAGUUCUCUCAAUGCAAUCUGAUGCACCUGCUGUUAUUGAUUCUGAAACCUUACCAUCAACUGGUUUGCCAGCAUCCACAGAAGCAGGAAAAUCAAACUCAAACAAUCCAAAAGCUGCACUUGCCAGACAGCAGUCUGGAAAGUCAGAAAUGUUUGAACCGCCAUCUUUUAUGACAUUGGUCGAACCUAGGCAGGUUAGCCCAAAAUCUGCCUCUUUUGAAGGCCAGAAGGGGCAGAGCCCACAACAGCCAGAUCCCACUUCACAGGCUGGUUGGUUUCCCUCUCUAACUCAGGUUGUUAAUGAAUCUCAAGGGAGAAAGAAGAAUGAAGAAAUAAUAGCCAAGGUAACAAACUGGAGCACCCCUAAGGAGCACACACCUCUGAAGAGUCUCUUGGGUGAGGCUGCCCAUGGCAACACGCCAAAAUCUCCAAAAAUGGAAGAAAAUUUGGUGAGCCAGAAGAGUAGUAAAGUUGCAGAAAAGAAUGGUUCAGGUUUGACAACUGUUAACUCCAUUCUGGGUCCUGAAUCCCCUGCAGCUCAAGUGGUAAAAGGAGAGGCUGCAAAAGAAUGGAACUCUCCAGCAAGAUAUCCUGCAGACAUCAAGAGAGAAAAAAGGAAAGUCAAGAGCAGACCAUACUGGAUACAGUUGGUAUGCUGCACAUCAGUUGGUCCUCAGAGAAGGUAGAAAAUUGCUAGGUGCUGCUGAUAAUGCUCCCACUUUCACUCUGAUGGAUUCUGGUUAUUAUUGAGAUGCUAUUUGCAGUAUUUUCUGUAUUUAGUUUAUCUCUAGGUUUAUAUUUUUAUUUUGAUCAUGUGUCUUCUGUUCAUCUUGCUGGUCCCCUAGGAGUUUGGUUGUAUAUGUUGACCAAUGAUCAUCUUCAGUUAUUAUUUUACCCCUGCAAGCUUACGUUCUUACUGUACUUUUUAUGUAACGUGUUAUUAUUUUGGCCUGGACCCCUA
Molecule: messenger RNA, 3851 nt
Organism: Cajanus cajan (pigeon pea)
Lineage: Eukaryota; Viridiplantae; Streptophyta; Magnoliopsida; Fabales; Fabaceae
Source: RefSeq, a predicted model, not a curated record